Molecule: messenger RNA, 5632 nt
Organism: Gavialis gangeticus (Gharial)
Lineage: Eukaryota; Metazoa; Chordata; Crocodylia; Gavialidae
Gene: CACNA2D1
Product: calcium voltage-gated channel auxiliary subunit alpha2delta 1
Exons: 40
Coding region: 46-3369 (1107 amino acids)
Cellular component (GO): L-type voltage-gated calcium channel complex
Molecular function (GO): voltage-gated calcium channel activity
Source: RefSeq, a predicted model, not a curated record
UGCCCCUCGCCGGCCCGGGAAGGGCAGCGAGCCUCGCGGGGGAAGAUGGCUCCUGGCUGGCGGCUCCUCUUCAGCCUCCUCGCACUUUUGCAAGCCGCGGGCAGGACCCGCUCCUCCGAGGGACCCUUCCCGUCCGCCACAACAAUAAAGUCAUGGGUGGAAAAGAUGCAAGAUGACCUUGUAACAUUGGCAAGAACUGCAAGCGGGGUGGACCGGCUGGCUGAGAUUUAUAUGACACACAGAAAUUUGUAUACUGUGGAAGCCAACAAUGCACGCCAGUUGGUGGAAAUUGCAGCCAGAGAUAUUGAAAAACUACUAAGCAAUAGGUCUAAAGCCUUGGUGCAUCUUGCUCAAAAAGCAGAAGAGAUUCAAGCAACACAUCAGUGGAGGGAUGAGUUUGGGACAAAUGACAUCGUCUAUUACAAUGCAAAAGAUGAUCUGAAUGAUUCUAAGAAGAAUGAAACAGAGACUGGCAGCCAGAGAAUCAAACCAGUAUUUGAAGAAGAUCCUGUUUUUCGACGACAGACAUCUUACCAGCAUGCAGCAGUUCACAUACCAACUGAUAUUUAUGAAGGCUCUACAAUAGUGUUAAAUGAACUCAAUUGGACUGCUGCAUUGGAUGAUACCUUCAAAGAGAAUAGAGAAGAAGACCCAACUUUAUUAUGGCAAGUUUUUGGCAGUGCAACUGGCCUCGCCAGGUAUUAUCCAGCCUCUCCAUGGGUAGUUAAAAGUCGAUCUCAGAACAACAAGAUAGACCUCUAUGAUGUUCGCAGAAGACCAUGGUACAUCCAAGGAGCUGCAUCUCCCAAAGACAUGCUUAUUUUAGUCGAUGCGAGUGGAAGUGUUAGCGGACUGACACUGAAACUGAUCCGAACCUCCGUCAUUGAGAUGCUAGAAACUUUAUCUGAUGAUGACUUUGUGAAUGUAGUUUCAUUCAACAAUAAUGCGCAGAACGUCAGUUGCUUUAAUCAUCUCGUCCAAGCUAAUGUGAGAAAUAAGAAGAAGCUGAAAGAGGCGGUCUAUAAAAUCUUAGCUAAAGGAAUCACUGAUUAUAAAAAAGGUUUUAGCUAUGCUUUUGAACAGCUGCUAAAUUACAGUGCAUCUAGAGCUAACUGCAAUAAGAUUAUUAUGUUGUUUACCGAUGGUGGUGAAGAAAGAGCACAAGAGAUUUUCCACAAAUACAACAAAGACAAAAAAGUUCGUGUGUUCACAUUUUCUGUCGGUCAACAUAAUUAUGACAAAGGCCCCAUACAGUGGAUGGCCUGUCAAAAUAAAGGUUACUAUUAUGAAAUCCCUUCCAUUGGCGCAAUAAGAAUAAACACACAGGAAUAUUUGGAUGUUUUGGGCAGACCUAUGGUUUUAGCUGGAAACAAAUCAAAACAAGUACAGUGGACCAAUGUCUAUUUGGAUGCACUGGAACUGGGCCUUGUCAUUACCGGAACCCUGCCUGUCUUCAAUCUAACAAAAGACCAAGAUGGAAAAAAAAACCAGCUGAUUCUUGGAGUAAUGGGAGUCGAUGUCUCUUUGGAAGAUAUAAAAAAAUUGACACCACGGUUUACACUCUGCCCAAAUGGAUAUUAUUUUGCAAUUGACCCUAAUGGUUAUGUGCUGCUUCAUCCAAAUCUUCAACCAAAGCACAUUGGUGUGGGCAUACCAAAAGUUAAUUUGAGAAAAAGGAGACCCCAUGUCCAGAAUCCUAAAUCCCAGGAGCCUGUGACACUGGAUUUUCUUGAUGCUGAACUGGAAAAUGAUAUUAAAGUUGAGAUUCGGAAAAAAAUGAUAGAUGGCGAAAGUGGGGAACGGGUGUUUACGACACUGGUCAAGUCUCAAGAUGAGAGAUAUAUUGACAAAGGAAAUCGAACAUAUACAUGGACUCCUGUGAAUAGCACUGAUUACAGUUUGGCCUUGGUAUUACCAUCGUACAGCUUUUACUAUAUUAAAGCCAAAAUAGAAGAAUCAAUAACUCAGGCCAGAUUCAAAAAGGAUUUAGAAACUCUGAAGCUCGAUCACUUUGAUAAAGCCGGCUAUACCUUUAUUGCACCAAGAGAAUAUUGUAAUGAUGUAAAAGUAUCAGAAAACAACACUGAAUUUCUUUUAAAUUUCACGGAGUUUAUGGAUCAAAAUACCCCAACCAGCCCUUCAUGUAAUACUGAUAUGGUCAUUCGAGUUUUGCUGGAUGCUGGAUUUACAGAUGACCUUGCGCAGAAUUUCUGGAGUAAGCAGGCUCCUAAUGAUGGAGUUGUUGCACGUUUUGUUGUUACGGAUGGUGGAAUCACUAGAGUGUAUCCAAGAAAGGCAGGAGAAGAUUGGGAUGAAAAGCCUGAAACUUAUGAACUCAGCUUCUAUAAACGGAGCUUGGAUAAUGACAACUAUAUCUUCACCGCUCCAUACUACAACAAGACUGGUUUCAAUACCUACGAAACAGGUAUUAUGGUAAGCAAGGCGGUGGAAAUAACCAUUAAUGGAAAACUUCUCAAACCUGCAGUUGUUGGAGUAAAAAUUGAUACAACCAGUUGGAUGGAAAAUUUUACAAAAACCACAAUCAAGAGCCUGUGCAACAGUGAACUCUGCGGCUGUGAAAGAAACAGUAUGCAUGUCGACUGUGUUAUUCUUGAUGAUGGUGGAUUUCUUUUGAUGUCAAAUCGGGAUGAAUAUACCCAGCAGAUUGGAAGAUUCUUUGGUGAAAUUGAUCCUGGCUUGAUGCGAAAUCUCAUUAACAUGUCCUUAUAUGCAUUUAACAAAUCUUACGAUUAUCAGUCUGUAUGUGAUCCUGAAGAAGAACCAAAGCAAGGAGCUGGGCUUCGUUCUGCGUAUGUGCCAACAAUAGCAGACAUUUUGCAUUUAGGAUGGUGGGCCUCUGCAGCUGCCUGGUCUAUCUUACAACAGCUGUUUUUGAGCCUGACUUUUCCUCGUUUCCUGGAAGCAGUGGACAUGGAUGACGAUGAUUUGACUGCUGCCCUGUCAAAGCAGAACUGCAUUACUGAGCAAACUCAGUAUUUCUUUGAAAAUGAUGAUAAAUCCUUCUUUGGGAUCGUAGACUGUAUUAACUGUUCCAGACUUUAUCAUGCGGAGAAGAUUUCAAACACCAAUCUAGUAUUCAUAAUCAGUGACAGCCAAUUUCUGUGCCGCUCUUGUGAUCCAAAACCAUUGAUGCAAGCAGAAAAGCCGGAUGAAGGGCCAAAUCCCUGUGAAAUGGUUAAGCAGCCUAGAUACAGGAAGGGGCCAGAGGUCUGUUUUGAUCAAGCGGAGCAGGAAGAUUCAACAGACUGUGGUGGGGUCUCUGGUCUGAACCCAUCACUUUGGUCUAUGAUUGGAAUCCAGUUUGUCCUGCUUUGGCUGUUAUCUGGUAGCAGACACUGUCAGUUAUGACCCUGUUAAACCAAAACCUGCAUACCUAAUCAAGACCCUGCCAAAACAUUAGCCCUCAGUUUCAUUUUAAAAGGGGUCAACUAUUCAAACAGCAGAAGAACAGCAAUGCCCGUGACUUGGUAUCACUCUAUACAAAAGACUCAAAAGGGCACCCACAGUGGCUGCAUGUUGGAGUCAGAUCCUUAAACUUGUGUGAAUGCUGCAUCAUCUAUGCCAUCUGAACAGAAUUUGUGUGUGCUUCAUGGAGGAAUCUUAAUUUGUUGGUUAUGGUAUCAUUGAUGACUUCAUGUAUAAGGGCUCCCCUUAGGUAGCUUAUGGUCCAUACGAUUUCUGUUUAUUUUGAACUUAACUUUGCAUUUGUUGCAGACCUUGCAACACUUCUUCAUGAGCACUAGUAAAGAUGUUAUUUCUUGAAUGCUCUUUCUUCACUUUAUUCAGACCCUCACAGCUGCUGUGAACAUCAGUUGUGUCCAGAAUAUAUAAUCGACUCCAGUUCAUCCAAAAUGGGUUAGGGAUAUGAAAAUAUUGGCUAGUUGUCUUCAGAAAUUCACCGUGACUGAAAUGCCUUAUGCUGAGUGGCUUGUUCUGCCAAAAUUAAUCAAAACGGGUGGCCCGCUAAGUUUUGGUAGGUUCUUAAACUGUUGGUUUAAAAACCAAAUAAAAUCAAGCAAGCAAGAAGCUACUGAAUUUAGACAUAUAAAGGUGCUUGGGAGUUCAAUGUUUUAACAAAACCAGUGGUUUUCCUCUUAAAUUCAGUGUCAUGUCCCCUUCACAAAACUGUUAAUUUUGAUGUAAUAUUCUCCCGUUUCUUCACAGUGCAGUUACAUAAUGCUAGUCAAAUCCUUCAAAAUGCUCAAACAAAAAACUUGUGAAUAAAAAAAUGUCUUUGUGAUUAUUGAACGUUGGUUUCCAAGGGUAUUUUGCAUGAUGAUGCUGCUACUUUAUUGUUUUUAAGUUUUUUUUCUUUUUGAUGGUAGAGUAUAGUCCAUUGAAAAGGUAAAUGAGUGAUUUUUUUGUUGUGUGAGAAACUAAACAUUGCAAUGUGAUGCGAAUAAAUCAUCAUAAAUUAUAUUGUUAAACGGAGCUCUGAAUAUACUGUGCAAUGAAAAAGCUAAGAAAGUAAUUUAGUUGCCUGGUAAAAGAGAUGAGGUGGGUUUUAUACAGAUUAGUGCUCUCAUAUGAAAACCUGUGUACAGAUAUUUUACGUAUAUAUAAAUCAGAUCUGACGCAUUUAUUUUUGAAGAGUAUAUGUUCUCAAAGAUUCAUACCAGGUUCCCCCUUUGUUUCUACAAUACAGUUGCACCUGUAAUAUUAAACCUCUAGCUGUUGCUAUUUUAUAUUGAAAAUAGCAAAUUUAACAAAGCAAGAUUUCCUGGUUGCUGAAAUUAGAACAUAAUCUGAACAAAUGGGGAGCCUUGAAUCUAUAUGUAUGCACAUUGAUCCUUGAUUGUGAAUAAUAAUUAAAAAAAAAAGUUGUUUUUAUACAACCUUGUUGGUGAUACAAAUUGGUGCAGUAAAUUACAAUAUUACAGUGUAGAAUAGUGUAGAUGCAAAAUAUGAUUUGCGCUUUUUUCUAGUUUUCAAAACAAAACAGUAUUGCAAGACAGCUAAACCAAUGAAUGUGCAACUCUGCUGAUAUUGUACAAUUCUGCUAACAGCUGCAAUACGCAAAUAUUAAUAUGGUACAAUAGCUCUUAAAAAUAACAAAAUGCAAAGCGUUGGUAUGCAUAUGCUGGCAAAUGACUCUAAUAUAAAUUUGAUUACAUGAAAAAUCUUACGGAGAAAUUAUUGGACAUGCCAUGAAAGUUAGAGAAGUUCCUCAAACCCCAUGGUAUGACUUCAGCAAUUGAAUCUCUACUUGUAGCUGUGCCCAUAGUUGGUUGGUUGUUUUUCACAUGUACCCUUGGUUCCAGCUGUGUAUGUUCUCAUGUUUAGGAGUUCAAUAGGGGAAACAAUAAAAAAACAAACAAAAACCCCUUCCAAUCUUUGUGUUGAAUUAUCACCAUUGGCUUUUUGAUCCAUUUAGUAUAGGCAUAUGAUUCAAAAUAGAACUGACUGAGCUUGGUAGCUCCAGUUUAUCUUCAUUUAAAGAUGAGCUGAUUUCACCUGUAUGGAGUGAGGAUUACAGCAAGACUUUCCAGUAGCUGCAAUUCUCUUCACCCUCCCUUCCCCUGCUGCCAAAUGCUAGAAUUUUUCCAACAUUGAGGCUCUAUCCUCCAAACCCCCAAACAUGAAAAAAUGACAUGCUUAUAGGACUGUAAAA